Molecule: messenger RNA, 2502 nt
Organism: Brassica rapa (field mustard)
Lineage: Eukaryota; Viridiplantae; Streptophyta; Magnoliopsida; Brassicales; Brassicaceae
Source: RefSeq, a predicted model, not a curated record
AAUGACUUCACACAACAGACUUUUCUACUCAUUUGUCCCAGCAGAAUUCAUGGAAAGUUAUUAUGUUUUUCCUGGAAAGCCACUCAUCUUUUAUUGAUAUAGAUAGGACUCUGAAUAAGAUGUUCAACAUUAUAAUCAAUGGCAUGGAGAUCAUCUGGAGAACAACUCUUUCAACACUAAUGCUUUUUUUCUUCUUGAGAUAUUUCGAUAAUCCUCCAACUCCACCAAACCCUCUCCUUUUUUUCUUCUUCCUCAGUUUGAUCCUUUUCUUGUUUAUCAUCCAUAGUAAUCGCUUUGUUAAUAAAGAAGCCCAAGAUUUUAAUGUUCUGUGCACGUCUGAAGAAGACAGUACUACGCUUGAUAAUUACACCAUAGACAAGAACAAAGAUUGUUGUUCUCUCACAAACUAUUACUAUGGUAAUGAUGUUGAUCUUUUUAGCUAUUAUGGUGGUUUUCAUGAAUUUGAUUAUGAAGGCGAUAUAUGGAAUGAUGAUGAAGAUUAUAGCCAGUGGAAUGAAGAUGAUAGUGAUGAUGGUAUUGAAAACCAUGAUGAUGAUGAUCGUGAGCAGGGUGAUGAUGAUGAUGAUACCUUGACGAAUAGGAUUGAAGAUUACAUUGCAAGAGUUUACAAUGGAUGGAGAGCAGAGAAACUGUUUGUUUGAUGUUUUCAUUAAUCUUGUUUUACUUUCUCCCUGUUAUGAAGAAAUUGUUGUGGUGUGGUACUUAAGUUUGGUUGUUAGACAGUGACGUGAUUCAAUCUUGGUUUCAUGACUCUGGUUCUUUGAGUUCUGAACACUUAAAUUGCGCCAAUCGAGUGUUUAGUAGACACAAAUGAUGAUCGAAUAUAUACAAAUCUAUCUCAAUGUAACAUGAGCGCGUAAGGAUAACCAACUGAGUUUUAAAAUUAAUCAAUAAAUCGGUCAAAACUCCAAAUUUCUCCAGCAGAUCCAGGCAAAUAAAAUAACCGAGUAAACAGUCUUUGAAGAAGAACAGAGUAGAACCCCUCUGUUUUAUGUUUUUGUAACGAAAAUUUGAGUACCAGUUUUAUAUAAUUAGGGAUGAAUGAUCAACACAUAAGUAAUGAAACUGGAAAAUAAAAAUAAAAACCACGGCUGACUUUCAUUUCAUGAGAUAAUAAGUUAUCGAUAUCACACACACAUACAUAUCAAUGUCGGAACGGUAACAAAAAAAACGUUACACUUAUUUCAACAAACCAAAUGCAAUUUUAAAGGCAAAACAACUUGUAGAACAACACUGGUUUGUACGAAAAAAAGUACUUGUCCAAUCGCCAGUCCAAACAAGACUCCAGGGCCAUAGCCUAUUGCCGCUGCUUUCCAGUUCAACACUUGUUCUUGCUUUGGAGACUUUUACUUUUGUAUUUAUUAUUUUAUACAUUUUUUGGCGUACAAACAACCAAACCAAACAUAGUGAAACAUGCAGUCUAAUAUAAAUUUGCUACAAACACGUAAUGAUUAGUCAGUGAUAUUAUGUAUAAUAUUGUAUUAUAAAAACAAAUUUAAGUGUUGGCACGAAUAAACUAAAGAGAAUUGAGUUGUACACAAUCAUUGAGUUAUGAACUGAUUUAAGUUUUGUCUGUCUAAAAAACGAAUCAAUAAUUAAAACAUAAUUUCUGUCAUGAUUUAGGUCUAAAUCUGGUAAUAUGCUGGCAUGUAUGUAAGCGAUAACAUAAAAACAAUUGAUAUGAAAACUGAAAGCCGCUUUGGUGUUUUACUCCAACAGUACUUUGUAAAUGUACUAGAAAAUGUGCCUUCUACUCAAUAUUAGAAAGUGUGCCUUGUUUCUCAAUACUAGAAAAUGCGCCUUGUUUAUUCAAAGUUCUAACCAAUGAAUAAUACGAAUUGUUUUUUAAUUCAAAAGCAAAAAAAAAACUACGAACAAUUGAAUUUGAUUAUGUAUUACAUAACAUCCAUUGACACAUUCAGUAACAUGAUUGCUUAACUUAAACUACCAAAACUAACAAUGACUAGCAUCUAAAAACAACAAAGAUGUUACCCAAAUGUUUUCCUUAUAAAAAAAUUCACUAAGAAUAUCUCCAAAAAACACUUUAUAACUUCAAAUAUGAAGAUUUUUCUCUCAAAAAAAAAUUGAAAACUUCAGAAUGAGACACUAUAUUUGAAAUUUCACUACUCAAAAUUUCAAAUUUGAAGUUUCAUAUUUUUGUUUGCAUUUUGUUUCAUACAAUUACACAUCACAUUUAUAGUUCUCAAAUAUUUUUCCGUUUAUCGUUUUAAUCCUCAAAAUUGUAUAUCUCAAAAAUAUUUCAAUUUUUUUUAUAAAUUAAAGUUUUACGCAUAAAAUUAAAUAAAAUUUUAAAAUAACAUUUAAAAUAUAUAAAACUAUAUUUAGACAAUAACAAUACACAAAAGAAACUUAACAAAAAAAAGCUUUUAAAAAUUACAUGAAGACAUAACUAUUACACAAAUUUGAAUAUUUCAACAAUACUAAUAGUCAGGUAAAUUUGAUCUGGAACCUCCAAAAUCU